Hippoglossus stenolepis (Pacific halibut) is the source of this 1601-nucleotide messenger RNA. Its product is annotated as ly6/PLAUR domain-containing protein 1. The record is from RefSeq and is a predicted model, not a curated record. Lineage: Eukaryota; Metazoa; Chordata; Actinopteri; Pleuronectiformes; Pleuronectidae. Gene Ontology annotation, molecular function: acetylcholine receptor inhibitor activity. Gene Ontology annotation, biological process: acetylcholine receptor signaling pathway. Bases 106 to 528 code for a protein of 140 amino acids. The transcript is spliced from 4 exons.
UCCCCGCACCGAGCACCAUGCACGGAUCCGUGCGCGGGUUCGUCCUCCUCCUCCUGUGAGCGAGCUGGUCUGGAUGUUUCCUCCCCGCGCGGCUUGAGGGAGAGGAUGCGUCUCCUGCUCUUUGCGACUUUCCUCGCAGCGCUCGUGGACGCAGGAGAUGCUCUUCAGAUCCAGUGUUUCCAGUGUGAGGAGAUGAAGCACAACGACUGCUCCACACCAGAGUUCAUCGUCAACUGCACCGUCAACGUGCAGGACAUGUGCCAGAAGGAGGUUCUGGUCAAACCCGACGGAAUUCACUACAGGAAGUCGUGUGCCUCGUCGGGGGCGUGCCUCAUCGCCUCCUCCGGCUACCAGCAGUUCUGCACCGGGAGGUUGAACUCCGUCUGCAUCUCCUGCUGCAACACGCCGCUCUGCAACGGGCCCAAGAGGAAGCGCCCCGUCCCCUCGGCGGCGGCACAACCCCAGAGGAGCCGUCGCCUCCUCCUGACCGUUCUCCUGCUGCCACUGACCCUCCUCCCGCUGACGUAGACGCUCCCACCACACGUCCACUCUACACUCCCUCAUAUUCACUUCAAUUAGUUUCUAUCUGUCGCUCUUGCUUUUCCUCCAAAUAUGGUCACUUCUGGUCCUAAAAACCAAGAUGGCGCCGAACACAACGUCAAACUGAGGCUUCAGAGUGAGCCACGUCCCGGUUCACGCUGGAGGCUGCGGUCGCUGCUGCUGCUGCUGCGAGGGAGCAGAACAAGCUGAGGUGACAUCACGACCACGGAACGACUCUGCAGAGCUGCAGCUGCUGCGUGAGCGUCAGGGAGCGACUCUUCACUCCUCUGCUGUCUGUGAAGACGCUGAUCUGAAACAAGCUGUAAAAGGUCGACGCUACUGUGGAAAAGAAGCUUUUACUUAAUAUAACAGAAGUGAUCUUACAAAGCUAAACUUAUAUUCUUCAUAUUUUACAGUGAUGGAGACUCUUUGAUUCUGAUAAACAAGGUUCCUGAGCUUAUUUCUGCAUAUUUUCCACUGCCACACAGUACUGAUUGAAGUUUUACUACAGGGGAUAUGAAGUUAUACUGCGUUUGAGUUGAUUCUUCCAUACGAACAGUUUGUUAGCGACACUAAACUGUUACUCUGUGAAAUGAGAUAUUAAACUGUCAUAGAGCGAAACAUGUAAAGUCAAUUAUAACAAAAUGUGUCAGAAGCUAAAGCACAAAAUCAUCUCUUCAGGGUGAAAUCAGAAGUUUGUAUUUAUUUAGAAUUAAAGAGAAUAAAAUGUUAACGUCCAGAUCAUAGCCACUGAUGCAUGAAGCCCCUGCUGAGUAAUAUAAAAACAUAUGGAUCAUAUUUCCAUAUUUUCAGCAUUUUAGGAAAUGUACACAUUUAAAUUCCCUCUCGAUGAUUUCAAUGCUUUGCCUUAUUUUUUGAAUCUGUACAGUAACAAUAUGAACAUGUGUUGAAUUUGCUGUGGAGAUGAACUCGCUCUCCUGUAACUGCACCGAGGCUCCAUCUUGUUUUGAUAUGAUGUGAGAUGAUGAAUGUUGGUCUUCUGUGAAGAGUUUCACUGUCCCGCUGCCGUGUGAUGUAAAUAAAUGUUGCAGAAAAACUCA